CAGAAAGAAAGCAAAGAAAAGAGAAACUUCAUGGCUCAUGAACAAGAAGAUCAUCCGAAGCUUCAAUUCCCAUUAGAAUCAGAUGCUUACAAGAUCAUGGAUGAAAUCGGGGUUGGUGUUAGUGCCGUGGUUUACAAAGCCGAAUGUAUUCCCAUGAAUUCAACUGUUGUUGCCAUCAAAUCCAUUGAUCUUGACCAAUGCAAAGAUUUCGACAACAUUCGACGUGAGACCAAGAUCUUGUCCCUUCUCUCACACCCCAACAUCCUCAAUGCCCAUUGCUCCUUCACCGUUGACCAACGUCUUUGGGUGGUGAUGCCCUUUAUGUCUGGCGGUUCUUUACAAUCCAUAAUCUCAUCUUCUUUCUCCCAUGGCUUACCAGAGCAAUGCAUUGCCAUUAUUCUCAAAGAAAUCCUAAAUGCAUUGUCGUAUCUUCACAAUCAAGGGCAUUUGCAUAGAGAUGUAAAGGCUGGCAACAUUUUGAUGGACUCAAACGGAUGUGUUAAGCUUGCUGAUUUUGGAGUUUCUGCUUCGAUUUAUGAGUCCAGACCAGGUUAUGGAUCAAGCUCAUCGACAUCUUCAUCACAGUUGAUGCUAAAUGACGUGACGGGUACUCCAUAUUGGAUGGCCCCAGAGGUGAUACACUCGCAUACAGGAUAUAGUUUCAAGGCUGACAUAUGGUCGUUUGGAAUAACUGCACUUGAAUUAGCUCAUGGAAGGCCUCCUUUAUCUCAUCUACCCCUUUCAAAGUCUUUAAUCAUGAAAAUUACCAAGCGGUUUAGAUUUUCUGAUUAUGAAAAUAAUAACAAAAAAGGUAAGAGCAAGAAGUUUUCCAAGGCAUUUAAGGAUAUGGUUGCCUCUUGUCUUGAACAAGAUCCUGCAAAGCGACCCUCGGCAGAGAAGCUUCUGAAACAUUCUUUUUUCAAGAGUUGCAAAGGUUCAGAAUUUCUUGCAAAGAAUGUAUUGCAUGGAUUGCCUAUGGUUGAAGAAAGGUUCAGGGUCAGCAAAAUUCUUCGGAAAGGUGUUAAUCUUGAAGCAGAUGAAGAUGUUGAUGGGGAGUCUCAGCUUGUUAAAUAUAGAAGGAUUAGUGGGUGGAACUUCAACGAAGAUGACUUCCAGCUUGAACCUGUAUUCCCCAAUGAAUCAAAAGAGGAUCUAAUUGUGAAACAGGUUCAUUUUGGUGGCGAAACGAUAAUUCCAGAAAUAGUAGAUGAGACGGCUGGAUUAAGGAAUUCUGGAACUACAAAUUUGAAUUCACCAGAAGCGGAGUCAAGUUUGCUUAGUUCAAGAGGGGAGGGAGGAGAUGAAGGUUCUUCACCAUCAUCAUGGGGAAUUCGGGGCAAAGAAGAGUCUGGAAUUGAGGGAAUUGUAGGAGAUGAGGCUGGAAUUGAGAGUAUUGUUAAUACAGAUAUAAUGAUGGGUGGCUUGACGGCACUGAAAAGAAGUUUGGAUGAUCAAAGGCAGAGGGUGACAGAUCUAAUUGCCCUGUUUGGAGGGGAUGUGACCAGCAGAGAAGAUCAAUUGUUGCAGUUAAUCGAGAGGUUGAGGUUGGACGUGGAAAAUGAAAGGCAAAAGAACUUUCAAUUAGAGAUGGAAUUGGAGUUUCUCAAAAUUCAUAUUUCCGGUGCAGAUGAAAACAAUUGAAGUUUGCACAACUAUUAUCGUUAGCGUCGGUUGAAGAUUUUGAGAUAUUACGGUGAAAUUUUAGUCUAUUUUCAUGUUUUCUUGCCUAGAACCUGUUCUUUGUGUUCUUUGGUUCUGGGUUUUAGUACUACAUAUACGAUAUCAGUGAUGAAAAUUUAUGCUCUAGGAUAAUUUGGGAUAUGCCAAACAGGUCUAAUCUGAUUUCAUCUAACAGAAGAAAUUGAGAUAUUAUGAGAUAAUCUUUUGGCGUCCUUUUAUUGCAGAGUUCAAUCGUCAAU
Molecule: messenger RNA, 1919 nt
Organism: Theobroma umbraticum
Lineage: Eukaryota; Viridiplantae; Streptophyta; Magnoliopsida; Malvales; Malvaceae
Product: Protein kinase superfamily protein
Biological process (GO): protein phosphorylation; regulation of stomatal opening
Molecular function (GO): protein kinase activity; ATP binding; protein serine/threonine kinase activator activity
Source: RefSeq, a predicted model, not a curated record